Molecule: messenger RNA, 633 nt
Organism: Drosophila miranda
Lineage: Eukaryota; Metazoa; Arthropoda; Insecta; Diptera; Drosophilidae
Exons: 2
Coding region: 83-556 (157 amino acids)
Biological process (GO): vacuolar proton-transporting V-type ATPase complex assembly
Cellular component (GO): extrinsic component of endoplasmic reticulum membrane
Source: RefSeq, a predicted model, not a curated record
GGGCCAACUUGAUCAUAUGACUGGAAUUGUUUUCUCGUUCCAGUAAACAUUACACACCAGAUAUUCCUGUAAAACAAUUGAUAUGGUGGCUGAAAAAGUAGAAAAAGAGGCUGCUGGCCAGCUGCUGGAUGCCAUGUACCUGGACAUGUUCCAUUUAAUCGAAGAGCACACACAGUGUAAAGUGAAUUUGGAGAGAGCCAACGCCAGCGGAGCCAUACUUCUGGCCAGGACGAGAUUUCAGGCUGGAGGAAGUAAUUCCGUUUCCAAGGCGCAGAUCCCAACGGAGAACAGUGCCGAAUUCAAUGCCCUUUGCAGGGUCAUAAAGGCCAAAGACGAGAAUGAGAUCAACAUCGAGCGGCAUGCGGUGGAUAAGGCCAAUGGUUACGUGGAGCCCCUGCAUUGGUUCUCGGUUCUGCCGCCCAUGAGUUUACGCCAUGCAGUGACCAAGUUCAGGGAUUGCAUCGAGCUCGUUGCGGAGAGCACUAAUCUCCAGAGGCAGCUGACAGAUGUUUUGUGCUGGAUAUCCAAACUACGGCAGAGUGUACUGCAGCAAUAGAUGCACCCCUUGAGCAUGCAAUCAAUUGUAUUAUUAAGAAUAAAGUUAUUUACAAGAACACCCCUUUCCAAAACGUA